CCGGCUCGCGCCGGCUUAGGCCUAAGCCCGCCCCCACUCCGCCCCGCCCCCCAGUGGCCGGGGUGCUGGAGGUGCUCCGUCGCGACCCUCUGUACCCCUGCGAACAUGGCGCUGCGAGCGGCUCGGACUCUGCGGGCUGCAGUCUCCAACCUACGCGCCGUCUCUGCGCCCGCAGCGCCCUGCCUGCCGCGGCCUUGGGGGCUGCAGGCGGGCGCCAUCCGGUUGCUGCGCACCAGCCCUGCUCUGCUCUCGGUGCGAAAAUUCACAGACAAACAUGAAUGGAUAACAACAGAAAACGGCAUUGGAACAGUAGGAAUCAGCAAUUUUGCACAGGAAGCUUUGGGAGAUGUUGUUUACUGUAGUCUGCCCGAAGUUGGGACAAAAUUGAACAAACAAGAAGAGUUCGGUGCUUUGGAAAGUGUGAAAGCUGCUAGUGAACUCUAUUCUCCUCUAUCAGGAGAAGUAACUGCAAUUAAUGAAGCUCUAGCAGAAAAUCCAGGACUUGUCAACAAAUCUUGUUAUGAAGAUGGUUGGCUGAUCAAGAUGACACUCAGUAACCCUUCAGAACUGGAUGAACUAAUGAGUGAAGAAGCAUAUGAGAAAUACAUAAAAUCUAUUGAGGAGUGAAAAGUGGAACCCCUAAAUAAACUAGUUUGAAACAACUUAA
Phacochoerus africanus (Common warthog) is the source of this 667-nucleotide messenger RNA. RefSeq names its product glycine cleavage system protein H (gene GCSH). The transcript is spliced from 5 exons. Bases 106 to 627 code for a protein of 173 amino acids. NCBI's taxonomy places the organism in Eukaryota, Metazoa, Chordata, Mammalia, Artiodactyla, Suidae. Gene Ontology annotation, biological process: glycine decarboxylation via glycine cleavage system; protein lipoylation. The record is from RefSeq and is a predicted model, not a curated record. Gene Ontology annotation, cellular component: mitochondrion; glycine cleavage complex; cytoplasm.